AUGUCUUCGGCAUUCGAAUCGUCGCUGUCGGCCAGCAUCAACCGCCAGUCGCUGAUGGCGACGCCAUCGGUCGCGGACACGCUCCCGAACGCUAACUUCGGGUUCGAAGAGCUGCGCGACCGCAUGACCAAGUUCUCAUCGAGAUUCGACAACUUCAUCGAGUCGGGUCGCAAGCGCGUGCUGGAGGAGAGAAACCAAUUCCGUAUGGACAUUGCCGAACUUCAAGAGAGCCAGCGCAUGAAGAAGAAGGACAUUGAGAUCCUCCACCACAAGACGAGCACCCACCAACAUACCAUCCAGAAAGAGAAGGCCGAGACGCGGGAGAUGCAGAGCGCCAUCGCUCAGCUGUCCGAAGAACGCGACAAACACAUGGCGACGCGAGACGCCCUCAAGAAGCAGAUCGAGGAGACACAGAAGGAGAUCGACACGCGGUUGGCCGCGCAGAGGGCGCACGCGAAGCAGCUGGAGGCGCAGUCGCGGUUUAACGUGCCGGAGCUCGAAUUCUGGCAACAGAACCUCGGCCUGCGGAUAGAAGGCGCGGGCCAGGACGACCGGCUCAAGUUUGUCUACUCGUACAUCGACAGCGAAGACUGGGACAGGGAGGCGUGGUUCGAAUUAUCCACGUCGAGCAGGGACUACGAUAUCCGGCACUGCCGGCCGAAGCUGGAGCGGGAGCGCGUGGAAAAGGUGCUGGACCAGCUCAACGAGACGCGAGAACUGGGCGUGUUGCUGAAGGGCAUGCGAGAGCUGUUUGUCGAGGCGAUGAAGCAAUGA
Molecule: messenger RNA, 774 nt
Organism: Colletotrichum karsti
Lineage: Eukaryota; Fungi; Ascomycota; Sordariomycetes; Glomerellales; Glomerellaceae
Product: kinetochore protein spc25
Exons: 2
Coding region: 1-774 (257 amino acids)
Biological process (GO): chromosome segregation
Cellular component (GO): Ndc80 complex
Source: RefSeq, a predicted model, not a curated record